Messenger RNA from Pieris macdunnoughi, 2427 nucleotides. The record is from the annotation of a GenBank genome assembly. Lineage: Eukaryota; Metazoa; Arthropoda; Insecta; Lepidoptera; Pieridae.
AUGAAGAGACUGAGGGCGGCCCGGUUAAAUGCCAUUAUGGAUAAUAUAGGAGAAAUUAUUCAUCCAGAACCGGAAAAAUGUCCCCAAGGAUUGCCGAACAAACAUUACUCCGACGAUGACGAAUUUGAAAUUGCUGUUGACUUCUCGCCGGACGUGUCAGAGUAUAUACCAAGUCCAUAUCAACACAGACUUAGCAGGAGUCCAUCAAGUUUUGGCGGAGACUCUGAUUAUUUAACAGCAGCUAUUGAGAAUAUUACAAGAACGCCUUCGACUGUUUCUAAUGUCUCCUCCGUAUUCAAACAAAUCGACUUCGUCGCAUCACCUUCAAUCAUAUAUGAAGCUGCUAAGUUGACGGGCACACCUACAUCUUUAACAAACACAAAUACUACUGCGUCACCGUCUUCCAUCGAAAAUGAAGAUUUCACAGACCUCGUUGGUUUGGACACAACUCUACAGCCUGAAAACAAUUCAGAUUCUAUAUUGACAGUCACUACAACUACUUUAGAUGAUGGUGAUAAUACCAUAACAGCUAUCUGCCAAAGUCCCGAUAUAAACUCAAGGCCUGAAACUUCUGCCGCAAGUGUAGACGAAGUUUCAUCAUCAUUUUCUACUAAUAAGCAGAAAUUGUUGACAAGAAAACGGAUUCGGAGUGAACAAGAACAUCAAGAUGUAAAGAGUAAGAAAUUGAAGAACUCGGGAGAAAGCUAUAUGGGAUGCAGAUCUAAAAAAAUAUACGAAAAAAAAAAGAUUACAAGAGGAUGUAAAUGCGCAAAAAAAUGUGAAGAAAAAUUUACAUUGAGCCAGAGAGAAGACAUUAUGCAGCAGUAUUAUAGAUUAGGAGAUCAUGAGCGGCAAUGGCAAUUUAUUGUUAGUUACACGACAGUUGAGAAGGUCAAAAGAAUCAAGUUAGAUCGAAAGAAUAAUCGCACCCAAACCGUCAAAUACUAUUUUGAUUUACAGAAAGAGAAAGUUCAAGUAUGUAGGACCUUUUUUGCAAGCACUUUGUGUAUUUCAAAUCAGAUAAUUCAUACCGCAUUGGAAAAAAAUAACAAUAGCGAAGGAUUACAAGAUCUACGAGGACUACAUCAGAACAGACCGCGCAAAAUGCGCAAUGAUACAGAAGAAAGCAUAGUCGAUCACAUUAACUUAUUCCCAGCAGUGGAAGCUCAUUAUGUGCGCAAAGAAACGAACAAAAAAUAUCUUUCAGAACUACUUAACAUAUCUAAAAUGUAUCGCCUAUACAAGACCUGGUUCAUACAAGAAAGUUUUGAUUUUCCGAUGGCUACAAAACGGCAGUAUCAGACAAUUUUUAAUACCAGAUUUAAUUAUUCUUUCUAUAAGCCAAAAAAGGAUCAGUGCUCUAAAUGCGCUCUUUACCGCCAAGCUGAUAACGCUACUCGAGAAACCUUGCAAGAAAAGUACGAUCAACAUCAGCGAAAUAAAGAAAGAGUUCGACAGAUAAAGAAAGAAGAAAAAGAAUCUUGCAAUCGAUUGCAAACUACAAUAGCUAUAUUUGAUUUGCAAAAAGUGUUGAAUAUACCUCAAUCUGCUGUUGGGGUAUUCCACUACAAGAGAAAGUAUCCUAUUUACAAUUUCACAAUAUUUGACGCCACUCAACGCAAAGGUUAUUGCUACGUUUGGCAUGCGCAGAUUGCAAAAAGAGGAGCAAUAGAAAUAGGUAGUUGUUUAUGGCAAUUUCUUAAUACAGAAAAACAGAGAGGCAUUAAAAACUUGUCAUUUUAUUCUGAUGGUUGCGCAGGGCAGAAUAAAAACAGAUUCAUAUUCGCUCUGUACAUGUUUGCUGCCAUAAAGCUUCAAAUUAAUAUCACUCACAGAUUUUUUGAGACUGGUCAUGGCCAGAGUGAGGGCGAUUCGAUGCAUUCUACUAUAGAACGUGAGCUGAAAAACCAAGUUGUGUAUAGUCCAGAUCAAAUGUACGCAAUAAUUACCAAUGCCAAAGUAAAUGGCGAGAAAUAUAUUAUUAAAGAAAUGUUACAAAGUGACUUCUACGACAUUAAAGAAUUACUCGAGGACAAACACUGGGGUAAAGAUGAUAAAGGGAAGAAAAUAAAGUGGUCUAAAAUAAUGGAAAUCAAUGUAACCAGUUCAGAACCAUCCAUCUUGCGGUUUAAAUAUGAUUUUGACACUGAGUAUUCUAAGCUCAACAUUGAACGCCAACAGAGAUCCAAACGGAGUGCUAGACAUGCUUCCAAUACACCUAAUAUUAAUAACAGUCCUGAAUUAAAAAUUGUAUACACCGAGACUCUGCCAAUACGUAAAGCCCUACAUUCUGAUCUCAUAAGUCUUUGUAAAUCAAAUGACAUACCAAGCUACUAUCAUGGUUUCUAUGAAUCUCUUAAAUUUAAUGAUGAGGCAGAAGCACCAACUGAUAACUGUGCUGAUGAAGACUAUUUUUUUAAAUAUUGA